Salvelinus namaycush (lake trout) is the source of this 1670-nucleotide messenger RNA. It is a transcript of the gene ankrd39, whose product is annotated as ankyrin repeat domain 39. The record is from RefSeq and is a predicted model, not a curated record. The coding region runs from base 119 to 673 and encodes 184 amino acids. Lineage: Eukaryota; Metazoa; Chordata; Actinopteri; Salmoniformes; Salmonidae. Gene Ontology annotation, molecular function: protein binding. The transcript has 5 exons.
CGUUGUUGACUCUUGUAGCAAACCUUUAUUUUGAAAAUGUUGACAGCAUGGCUUUAAUGUCGAGUUCCUGUGUACACAUGUUCAUCACGGAACAUAGACAACUGCACUGAAGACUGCAAUGUCGUCUGGAGGCCAUCAAUGUAACGUUAGGUGUUGUUCCCACCAACUUGCGUCCCCCAGUGCGCACCAAACAUUGGAUGAAAUGGACUUUGAAAGAGGUAUUUGGUCUGCUGCAAUGGAUGGAGACUUGGAGAGGGUCAAAUCACUUCUCAAGAAGGGUACAGACCCUAACCUAAGAGACUCAGCCAAUUACACUGCUCUGCACUAUGCCAGCCGCAGUGGGCAUAAGUCUGUAUGUAAGUUCCUUCUGGAGAGCGGGGCAUGUGCCAACCCUCAGACGCCAGGUGGGGCCACUCCUCUUCACCGAUCUGCCUACUGUGGACAGCUUGACGUGGUCCAGCUGUUGCUUCACCAUGGGGCAGAUCCCCAGCUAUGUGAUGGUGAUGGAUCCUCCCCUUUACAUAAGGCUGCAGAGCAGAGCCAUGAAGAUGUCUGCAGACUCCUUCUCCAGUGCUGUCCCUCCCUCCGGAGCCACACAAACAAGAAGUCCCAGGUACCUUACCAGCUAGCACCAGAUGGACAUCUGAAGGAGCUCCUGGAACCCCCACAAUAACACAGGGACACCCAGCUUAACCAAAGUCAACACAACACAUUACUUAUCUGGUUAACUAGAAGCUUAUCAGUGAGGCAGUCACUUGAGUUCAGCUGUUUUGUGUUUGUUUUCUUAAGGUCCCCACCUAAACUGGCUGGUAAGGGAUUGAUGUUAUCUGGUGUAGUUCUUUCUCAACCAGCAGGGGGAGCAAGUCUACCAGCAAUUGGUUUACUUUGUCAACUAGCUGUUUCUGCAUGUUCACACUCACAAAAUGCCAUGGCAUGCUGAUCCUGACAUCCUGGCCCUGAAUUUGUUAGGUCUGGAUGGCCCUUGGAUAACUGCAGUAGCAUGCGCCUGUUUGUCUGUACUAGCUGCUUUGAGCCAUAGAGCAAGUGCACGUCUGUGAAAAAGAUGUACUGAAAAACUGAUGGGGUUAAAAAUGAAUCUGGCAGUAGUUUGCUUCAUGUUCUACUGUUUUUUCAUAGAACGUUGUGGAACUGAAGAGGCUUUCCAUAUGGUGGGAGGGCAUUCCAUAUGGUGUGAGACUGAAAUGUGUAUGAGUGUGUUGGGAGGAAGUAAUUCUGCAGCCUAUGGAUUUUCCUUGGACAAAGGAAAUAGCACCAGCCUCAACAAAAAUAGGAUUAAUCAAGCAAAUGAGUUGGCUUUAGUUUGACCACAUACAUUAUAUUAUGAAAAAUCUCUCAUUUUGUCUGAUCAGUUAUGAUGUCUAAGACUUGUAUAAUGUGUAAAUGAAUGGAUUUAUUGUUUCUAUGUUUGGUUAUGGACAUGAGAGGGAAAAAUUCCAUCUUAUGUCUGGACUUGACAGUAGCUACUUGGCCAACAUCCUUGCCUUUCAAUAAUUAGGUAAAUAUAUGGUUUGGAGUUAAAAUAUUUGCUGUCUCUCUCUUGUUAACAUUCAUUAAACUGAAUAAAACACUCUUUAUAUUAUUAACAUCUUUAUUACACAUUUCACUGCACCUAUCCAGUGUAUGUGACAAUAAAACGUAUAUACACUACA